Messenger RNA from Anguilla rostrata (American eel), 2587 nucleotides. Its product is annotated as cationic amino acid transporter 2-like. Gene Ontology annotation, molecular function: L-ornithine transmembrane transporter activity; L-arginine transmembrane transporter activity; L-lysine transmembrane transporter activity. Lineage: Eukaryota; Metazoa; Chordata; Actinopteri; Anguilliformes; Anguillidae. Bases 66 to 1937 code for a protein of 623 amino acids. The record is from RefSeq and is a predicted model, not a curated record. Gene Ontology annotation, biological process: L-arginine import across plasma membrane; L-ornithine transmembrane transport. Gene Ontology annotation, cellular component: plasma membrane. The transcript is spliced from 12 exons.
GGAACUCACACCGCCAGUUUGCUUUUAGUCAGGAACACAUCUGACGUGGACUAACUGAACACAGGAUGUCUGGUGCAGCAGUGCUCGCGUUCCUCCAGGGGCUGACCCGGCGCAAGCCCCUGGAUCCGGAAGGGGAGGUGUCCACAUUUCGCCGUUGCCUGAACACCCUGGACCUGGUUGCCCUCGGGGUGGGCUCCACCUUGGGGGCAGGGGUGUACGUGCUGUCCGGCGAGGUCGCCCGCGGGAUAUCCGGCCCCAGCAUCAUCGUCUCCUUCUUCAUCGCCGCCCUGGCAUCCAUUUUUGCCGGGCUGUGCUACUCCGAGUUUGGCUCCAGGGUCCCCAAAACAGGCUCCGCCUACCUCUACAGCUACGUAACCGUGGGAGAGAUCUGGGCCUUCAUUACAGGCUGGAACUUACUGCUCUCUUACAUUAUUGGUACUUCGAGCGUGGCCUUGGCAUGGAGUGGUACCUUCGAUGAUCUCCUGGGAAACGUCAUCUCGGACUACUUCAGCAAACACGCAGCGAUGGCCUUACCUGGCCUGGCCCCCUACCCAAACAUCUUUGCGGCAGGACUGAUCAUGCUCUUAGCCGGUCUCUUGGCCUUCGGGGUGAAAGAGUCUACCACAGUCAAUAAGAUAUUCACCACCAUCAACAUCCUGGUGCUGCUGUUUGUCGUCAUAUCUGGAUGCAUCAAAGGAAACCUGGACAACUGGCACAUCAGCAGAGAAACCCUCCUGAAUGCCACUGCAGUUGCUGAAAACCUCUCCUCCAUCGUGAAUGUGACGAGCGAAUUUGGUGUGGGAGGUUUCUUCCCCUAUGGUGCGGAGGGAGCUCUGGCUGGAGCUGCCACUUGUUUCUAUGCCUUCGUUGGGUUUGACUGCAUUGCCACUACAGGAGAGGAGGUGAAAAACCCUCAGAAGUCCAUCCCCAUGGGCAUUGUGGUCUCCCUCCUCAUCUGCUUCCUGGCGUAUUUUGCCGUUUCGGCAUCCCUUACCCUCAUGAUGCCGUACUACUUGCUGAACAUACACAGCCCGCUGCCUGUGGCCUUCGCUUACAUCGGCUGGGCAGCCGCCAAAUAUGUGGUCGCUGUGGGCUCCCUCUGCGCCCUCUCAACCAGCCUACUGGGGUCCAUGUUCCCGAUGCCACGCGUUAUAUUCGCCAUGGCGAGGGACGGGCUCCUCUUCAGAUCCCUCAGCACGGUCAGCUCACGCCAGAGUCCAGUGAUGGCCACGCUCUCCUCCGGCCUGGUGGCAGCCAUCAUGGCCCUCCUGUUUGACCUGAAAGCUUUGGUGAACAUGAUGUCCAUUGGAACACUCUUUGCCUACACUCUGGUUGCUAUUUGUAUUCUCAUUCUCAGGUACCAGGAAGACCCUGCUGAAGACUGCAAUUCGAUCUGUAAAGCUGAAUCUAUCUCUAGUCUGAGCUUUUUAAACCCUCCGUCUCUCCCCACUGCAAGAACCUCCAAGAUUGUGACAACAUGCACUGCAAUCAUUGUUGUCCUGGUUCUGGGUCUGGCUGUGAUCCUGACAGUGGCUCUGCGGUCACUGGCCCGGAGGAGUCUGUGGAGCCUGUUGUGUCUGAGUGUCCUCCUAGUCGCCAUCAUCCUCGGGACCCUCCUCAUCUGGAGGCAACCCAAAAACCCCACCAGGGCAGCCUUCAUGGUCCCCUUCAUCCCAGUGCUCCCCAUCGUCAGCGUCUUCAUCAACGUUUACCUGAUAGUCCAGCUGGGUCCGGAUACCUGGAUACGCUAUGCUGUCUGGAUGGCAGUGGGAUUCCUCAUCUACUUCAGCUACGGGGUCCGUCACAGCGUACAGAAACAGCGGCUGCUCAAUGCACAGAAGACCCAGGUGAUCCAGACCAUCAAGACUCCUGCAGAGGGGGAAGGGGUCCCGUCAGAGGAGGGCAAAGCCGGUGAGGAGAAGAUGGAGCUAAAAUAGAGAUGACUCAGAAGAACUUGUAUAUCUAUAUGUUUAAUGCCUAUAUUUUAUAUUUACAAAUAUAUAUAUACACAUAUAUGAAUACAUAACACACACACACACUCACACAUAUAAUCUAUUCACAACUUUUAUGUAAAUUCCCAGCCACAAGGACUUUUUGGCAAGUUUUUCCACUGGAAAAUUACUCAGCAGUUAUGAAGGAGUCCUAUUGUAUUGCAGUAUUAAAUUUAUUAACAAUUUUAAUGUUUUUAAAAAUAUGCUGUUUAUGAAUAUACUGAAUGUAAUGUACAGUAUAUCAUAUAAUAUUUACUGUUAUAUAGCAGGGUAAAGGAACUAUUGUUGAAAUGGUAACAUGGUAAAAUUGUUUUUCGAUUUUAAAUCUGAUUUUAUGUUAAACAAAAAGUCAUUAACUAAGAACGUAGCAUUUGUGGUAUUUGUACUAUUAUAAGGUGGAGAGUAAACUAGAGGUAGAUAUACAUGUACAGUGAAAAAACUUCAUGAAUCAAUGCAUUUCCUACUUUUAUACUGUAUGACAUUACGGGUUGUUGGGUCAUAUUUAUGGUCCUUUCAAAUGUUUUAUAAUAAACAUUGCGCAGCAUAUACUUUAUAAAUUCUCAUGACAAAAUAAAAUGACACAAAUAAACCAUUAA